AUGAACGCGGUGAUGAUGGUGGAGACGCGGUCGGCGGAGUUUGUGCCGCUGCGGCAGGGCGCGUCGGCCACCGAGUACGCGCGUGCGACGGCGGGCGCGCUGGUGUGUGUGCUGGCGCAGCUGACGCAGCCGCCGGCGGGGCUGCCGUGCUUUGCCGACGAGUUCCGCACCGCGGGCGUGGCGUCGUACUUCCGGAUCGCGGACGCGGAGGACCUGGCGCUGCGGCGGCUGGCGGCGACGCUGGCGGCGGUGUCUUUCGAGGACGUGGAGGGCCUGCGCCAGCUGAGCAACGACGACGCGGAGUACAUGCUGCGGUACUACGCGCGCGGGAUGGAGCACUCGGAGAGCGCGCUGGACCCGCAGCUGCGCUACGACCGGUACCGGGAGCUGCAGCUGAACACGCGGGUGCCCAACCACCGCGAGAUCUACGGUGCGGCGCGCAAGGUGCUGCAGCAGCUGGCGCUGACGCCGCUGGCGCGCGCGCAGCCCGCAGCCGGGGCCCGCGAGGGCUUCGGCGGGCAGCUGCUGCUUGUCGGGUUCUACCUGAUGCCGAUGGUGGUGGUGGGCGACGACCCGGAGGCCACGCAGCUGGACCCCAGCAUGGAGCGGCGCAUGCGCAACCUGUCUGCGCUGCGGCGGCGCGGCCCGGCGUCGCGAUGGCCACGGUCGAGCUCACGGCCAACAGCCGUCUGCGCGUGGGCGCGCACUCGUACGGCCGGUGGGUCGCGCAGAUCGAGCAGCGCCUCCUCGAGUCGCUGGACGAGGUGCUCGGCGGGGCCGACUCGCCGUGCUCGCAGAUGGUCAGCGCGCUCGCGCACCGCGUCAUCACGUCGACGGUCGACCGCUUCGACAACAGCGGGCCCAACUUCUACGAGCGCAUCGCCGCGCAGACCCGCGAGUACAGCAACUUCGGCGAGCACCUGCUGGCCACGGCCGCCGCCGCCGGGCGCACGCGCGCCGCGCUCGUGA
Molecule: messenger RNA, 969 nt
Organism: Ogataea angusta
Lineage: Eukaryota; Fungi; Ascomycota; Pichiomycetes; Pichiales; Pichiaceae
Exons: 2
Coding region: 1-969 (322 amino acids)
Source: RefSeq, a predicted model, not a curated record